AAACGCCCUUGAGUGCAUUCACUAACACGCCCUAUGCACGUCCCGGAAAUGACGUCAGCGCGCCGCAAUUCAAACUCCAGGAAACGAAAAUGUUUGACGUGUAAACGGUCUUGUCGGAAGAAGGCUGCUUUCCUGAAUAACUUCUUUUAUUCUAAAUUUGUCCCAGCCGAGCAGCCAUGACAUCUAAAGGGGCUAAGGAGACCAUUGUCAGCAAGCUGGGCUUCAAAUCCAGCAGCUCUGCCUCCAAAGCUGAGGCUGAGCUGGAGAAAGUCAGAAAAGAGAACGCUCACCUUAAAAGAAAGAUUGAUGAACUGGCCAAACGACACAUCAAAUCACCCGACUCAGACAAAAACAAGCUGCUGGAGAGGAUUCUAUCCCUUGAGACACUCAGAGAAAGAAACAACCAACAGUUAUUGGCUAAAGAGCAAGAAUUGGAAACAGUGAGACAGCAGCUGUCGGCUAAAGGUGGCGAGGUGGUAGUCUCGCUGCAAGCUCAGCUAGACCAGCAGAGGAAGGAGGCUCAGCAGAAAGACGUGUUGUUCCAGAACUUGUCACAGGAGACAGAGAACUUAAAAAACAAACUGGCUACUGUUUCUGCUCGAUGCCAGUCCUUGGAGACUCAGGUGACGCAGAAUGGACCCAUGCCUCCUGCAGACCUUGCAUUAGUACAAGAUCAACUAAAAGAUGCUCUUAACAAGAACCAGCAGUGGCUGGUGUACGACCAGCAGAGAGAGGCCUACGUCCAGUCCAUCAUUGCCCGUUUACAGGAGCUGGAGCAGCAGCAAACCAAAAAGGAGGCUGGUGUAGAUGUUUCAGCUCCUGCCAACACUCCAGUGCCAGAAAAUGAUGCUCAGCUGAAGAGUCAAUACGACCAGAUGGUGUCGAGGGUGCAGAAAGACCUGGAGAGCCAAAAAGAUCAGGUCGCCAAAACACAACAGGAGCUCAAAGUGCAGCAGGAACAGACCUUAAAGGCUAAGGCUGAGCUGCAGUCUCAGAAAGAGCAGGUCAUCAGGCUCCAGGAGGAGACUUCAGUACUGCAGAGGAGGUAUGAAGAUAAGUGCAACGAGCUGUCAUCCUUCCUCAGGAGGUACGACGAGAAGAGCAGGGAGCUGGAGCAGGCCAAGAUGCAGCUGCAGGACGAGCGACUGGGCAACAGACAUGCAGUGUGUGAGGAGAGAAAGGCGUCUUCUGAACGCGCAGACAGAAUGCGAGCCGAACUGGACAAUAUGGAGAUCAGGCUGGAGGAGGAGAGGAAGAUAUCUGCUGGUCUGCAACUGCAGGUGAACAUGCUGCAGAAGUCCCUCGUGCACCAAAAUGAAGAACAGAGAAGGAUUGCAGCUCUGGAGCAGCAGAUCCAGCUGUCUGCCAAGGACUUUGAGAAUGAACGGCUGGAUCGUCAGAGCAUGCAGCACCAGUUACACAAGGUGCUGAAGGAGCUUCGCAAGGCCCGUGAUCAGAUUGCUAAUCUGGAAUCUGCUAAACUGUCCAGCACCGGCUCCUACAAUAAGCUUGACUUUGAGCGUCUUACUAUUGAUGACCCAAUACAUCAAACAUCCCCAUCAAAAGUCACCAGUGUCUUGGAUGAAAGUUUCCUGGAGUGCCCUAAAUGCCAUGCCCCCUAUCCUACCAGCCGCCACAGGGAGCUGCUGGUGCACAUCGACUACUGCUUCGCCUAAGGUAACAGAGUCUAGAUCAAUGGUUUUUAGCCUCCGUGUUCGGACCUGUCCUCACCCCAGGGCAGCGGGAAGGAAAAACAAUUUUAAUCCAUGCAAAAGAAAAAAGACUAUUUGGUUAACCUGGUUUUCAGAGUGUGACCGUGGGUAAAUGGGAAACAUUGGUAUUUUAUUGGUCAUAACAUAAGGUUUGGAACCACUGGACUAGAUCAUAAGAUCCGUACAGAAAACAUAAACUCCGCACUGCUUCUAAACAAUGUGUGCCUCUGAAUGCUAUAAACAGAGCGUUAUAGGCGAUUUGUAAAUCUGCAAAUCUAAAAACGCCCAUUUUACAAAACACAGCACUCCCGGCAGCUUGUUUUUAUUAUCACAUCCGAACAGCUGAUAACAACUGCAAAGCUUCUAAACACUUAAAGCACAGCUACUGCUGACGAACCGUCACUGGAUACAAACAAAUAUCAUGUUUACUUCUAAAAUGUUUCAUUCAUUAGAAGUCUAAAUGCUGGAUUAUUCCAGCCAAACAUAAGAGAAAUGAAGAAUAGUUGUAUAAAGGGAAUCAAGGGGGAAUACAAGCAAAAUCACUUCUGUAUGAACUUCCAGUUCUUUUUAAUCUGACAAGCUCUUUAGUUUUUACGGUGAUUCUUCCUGCUUUUGUGCUUCAGUAUAGUUAUAGGUUUUUAUUUUUUCUAUUGUGUAUCUUUUAUUAAAUUAUUUAUUCCCGGGUUGUUAAAUGCGAGUUACUGUCUCUUCCAACCAUGAAAGAUUUUAUUUUCCUCCGUGUUUAGUGUGUAUCAUUGCUGAAUGUUUUUUCAUUGUUAUUUUGUGUAAGCGUUUACAAACCGGCCUAAUGUGUUCCAUUGAUAAGCUGGCUGGGAAAACGCACUCCGAGGUUCCACAAUCGAUGCGUUCUCUGGUUUUGUGUUAACGUUUUCCUCUGGUCCUGAAUAUUGAUCAUACGUUUGUGUUGUUCUGGAGAAAGAUAAAUUACCCAUAUAAAUCAAUGAUCUUUUUCCAUUGUGACAAUAAUGAAGAGUUUCUCAUAAUUGUUAACAAAGGUUUCCUCAUUAUCUUGCUAUGUUUGGGCUAUUGGGACCUAUAGGACCCCUGUUAGAUAAACCUCACGUAACCACGUGGUUGUUACCAGAGCUUUCUCUAACCUCACAUACACUUAGAACAUAAACAUACUGUGUGGGGGAGUUUAAUUGGUCACUUGGUGUCAGGUUGUCUGUCGGCUCUUUGCUGUUUGAGUGCAGCUCACUACCAUCUCCACCUUGACAUUUCAAUCCAUCAGGCCUGUAAAGCUGGAAUGAGAUUGCAUGAGUUAAUUCCUUGUGCUAAACUAUUUAAGGCAGGAGAUUAGUAAAGGUCCUCUCAGUAGGGGAAAAGUGGUUAAGGUGCCUUCAUUCCUACAGCCAAUGUGCCAAGAUAGACUUAAGACAGAGUCUAGGUUUUUAUUUAGACUGUUCCUUUUGAAAUCAGAGCCAGUAUUACAACCAACUUUUGAAGUUUAGCUCAUUUGUUUCAUUCAUAAUCAUGCGUGUCAGAGGUUUUUUUUUUCUCCCAUACACUGUACUGUACAAAAUGUGCAAUAAAGAUGGAAAUCACCUCACAA
Betta splendens (Siamese fighting fish) is the source of this 3285-nucleotide messenger RNA. It is a transcript of the gene cep55l, whose product is annotated as centrosomal protein 55 like. The coding region runs from base 177 to 1676 and encodes 499 amino acids. The transcript is spliced from 12 exons. Lineage: Eukaryota; Metazoa; Chordata; Actinopteri; Anabantiformes; Osphronemidae. Gene Ontology annotation, biological process: regulation of phosphatidylinositol 3-kinase/protein kinase B signal transduction; mitotic cytokinesis. The record is from RefSeq and is a predicted model, not a curated record.